AUGCAUUCUUCAACUUCCACCUCCAUCCUGGCUACAACAGCCCUAACCCUCCUCCUCUCCCUCCCAAACCUCAUCUCAGCCUGUUCAGUCCAAGGAGACGUCACGACAACCUUCUACGGCUACCCCGAUAACUCCCCGCCAGGAGCCAGUAUCGCCUACACACAAUGCGGUCGCUCCGUCGCUGGCGGAACAGGCACAUACGACGACCCCUUAACCUUCGCCUCUGCAGAAGGAGAAUUCCAAAUCUGCGACGUCAUCUACGCACCCUACCUCAAGAAAUAUCUCCGUUUCGAGGAUGAAUGUGACCAGUGUACUUCCGACUGGCAGAAUGAUGGGACUUGGCAUAUUGAUGUUUGGACGGGUAGUAGCUCGCAGGAUGGAGGGCAGAAUCAGAUUGAUUGUGAGGAUGCUCUGACUCCGGAUUCGCAGAGUAUUAUUUUGAAUCCGGAUAGUGGAUUGGAGGUUGAUACUACUCCGCUCUAUGACCCGGAUAGCCAAACUUGCAACACUGGGAAUACUUAUACUGGAUACGAUACUUCGGAGUACUGCUCAUGAGAGAUCAGUGCACUGUAAUGUCUCGUUGGAUGAGAUGU
Talaromyces stipitatus ATCC 10500 is the source of this 593-nucleotide messenger RNA. RefSeq lists its product as uncharacterized. The coding region runs from base 1 to 555 and encodes 184 amino acids. The record is from RefSeq and is a predicted model, not a curated record. The transcript has 2 exons. Lineage: Eukaryota; Fungi; Ascomycota; Eurotiomycetes; Eurotiales; Trichocomaceae.